This is a messenger RNA of Raphanus sativus (radish), 2022 nucleotides long. RefSeq names its product beta-fructofuranosidase, insoluble isoenzyme CWINV4. Gene Ontology annotation, molecular function: hydrolase activity, hydrolyzing O-glycosyl compounds. The record is from RefSeq and is a predicted model, not a curated record. NCBI's taxonomy places the organism in Eukaryota, Viridiplantae, Streptophyta, Magnoliopsida, Brassicales, Brassicaceae. Gene Ontology annotation, biological process: carbohydrate metabolic process. The transcript is spliced from 6 exons. Bases 71 to 1846 code for a protein of 591 amino acids.
UUCUUAAUUAGUAUACACCACUUCUCCACACAAGUAUCAAACACCACUCAGAUCCUGAGUUUUUGGAUCAAUGGUUGUCUCAAAUAUUGUUUCUGUGUUAUUAUUGUUUGUACUACUCAAUUUAAGCAGUAAUAACAUCAAAGGAGUUGAAGCUUUUCAUCAUGUUUACGAAAAUUUGCAAUCUCAAUCAGUCGAGGCAGUGAAUCAUCUUCACAGAUCCGCUUUUCACUUUCAACCUCCAAGGCAUUGGAUUAACGAUCCAAAUGGUCCAGUAUACUACAAAGGUUUCUACCAUCUCUUCUACCAAUAUAACACCAAGGGUGCGGUUUGGGGCAACAUUGUGUGGGCACAUUCGGUUUCCAAAGACUUAGUAAACUGGGAGGCUCUUGAACAUGCCCUAUAUCCCUCCAAAUGGUUUGACAUCAAAGGUACGUGGUCCGGUUCAAUAACAAUCGUACCAGGGAAAGGACCGAUUAUCCUCUAUACGGGUGUUAACCAAAACGAAACUCAAAUCCAAAACUACGCAAUCCCAAAGGACCCCUCAGACCCAUACCUAAGAAAAUGGAUUAAACCAGAUGAUAACCCGCUCGUAAUGCCAGACUAUACUAUGAACGGUUCAGCGUUCCGUGACCCGACCACGGCAUGGUUCUCAGAAGACGGCCAUUGGAGAACCGUGGUUGGGUCAAAAAGAAAGAAUAGAGGGAUCGCUUAUAUCUACAGAAGCCGAGAUUUCAAGCAUUGGGUCAAAGCCAAGCACCCGGUUCACUCGAAAGAAUCAACCGGUAUGUGGGAGUGUCCUGAUUUCUUCCCGGUUUCCACAACCGAUUUCCAAAACGGUUUGGACUUAGAUUACACCGGUUCGAACACAAAACACGUGUUGAAAGUUAGCUUGGACUUAACACGCUUCGAGUAUUACACGCUUGGGACGUACGAUCCUAAGAAGGAUAGGUACGUACCAAACGGUGAUACACCUGAUGGUUGGGACGGUUUAAGAUUUGAUUAUGGUAACUACUACGCUUCCAAGACAUUCUUUGAUUACAAAAAGAACAGAAGAAUCUUGUGGGGUUGGGCCAAUGAAUCGGACACCCUUGAAGAUGAUAUCUCAAAGGGAUGGGCCGGUCUUCAGGUUAUUCCAAGAACGGUGCUUCUUGACGCAAACAAGAAGCAACUAGUGUUUUGGCCUAUUGAAGAAAUAGAGUCACUAAGAAGUAACUACGUCCGAAUGAACAACAAAAACAUAACGAUGGGUCAACGCUUAGAAGUUGAAGGAAUCACUCCUGCUCAGGCCGAUGUGGAAGUGACAUUCAACGUGGGACAAUGUCUAGAGAAAGCUGAGGCAUUCGACCCGAGCUUCACAUUCAAACCGUUUGAUUUGUGUAAAAUAAAAGGCUCGAAUGUGACAGGUGGUGUUGGACCUUUUGGUCUGAUCACAUUGGCCACUCCUGAUUUGGAAGAGUACACUCCUGUCUUCUUUAGAGUCUUCAAAGACACCUCUACAUAUAAGCCUAAGGUUCUCAUGUGCUCCGAUGCUAGACCUUCAUCGUUGAAGCAAGACAGGGGUCCACUCAAACAAGAUAGGAUGUACAAACCAUCAUUUGCUGGUUUUGUGGAUGUUGAUCUAUCUGAUGGAAGGAUCUCUUUAAGGAGUUUGAUUGAUCACUCGGUAGUAGAGAGCUUCGGAGCAUUGGGGAAGACAGUCAUAACGUCGAGAGUGUAUCCAGUGAAAGCAGUGAAAGAGAAUGCGCAUUUGUAUGUGUUUAACAAUGGAACACAAACUGUGAACGUAGAGAGUCUCGAUGCAUGGAGCAUGGAGAGGCCUCUGAAGAUGAAUAAUGGAGCUCUUUAAUUAACUCUCAUUUAUCCUUUCUUAUAAUGUUGGUUAGUAACUACGAGAUGAUUUGAUGACAUUAGAAAGAAAAACUUUGUGAUUUUCUGUGUGUUUAUCAAUAUGAUUAGUGCAUGUCCGCACUUAAGAUAUGGACUCUUGUACCUUUCUACUAAAAUUACUCAAUAAAUAAUUUU